Trichobilharzia szidati is the source of this 727-nucleotide messenger RNA. The record is from the annotation of a GenBank genome assembly. NCBI's taxonomy places the organism in Eukaryota, Metazoa, Platyhelminthes, Trematoda, Strigeidida, Schistosomatidae.
GUUUGUAAUAUUAUUGCACUAAAUUUGCUUUGAAGUCGUUUUCAGGGAAGCUGAAUCUCCGUUGGCAAUUUAUCUAGUAGCGUCUUAUGCAUAGGAAUGGUCCAGAUUUCAGAAAUUGAAGCUUAUCUAUCUUCCAAAUCUAGAGCUGAACACUUUAAUUUAUUAUGUAUUAUUGAAUCAAUUGUCGGUGGGCUGAUGCUAGAACAACCUGAUGAACCUAUAAAGUAUAUCAAAGGUCGCUUAGAAGAUACAAAACGCAUCAACAAAGUUGCAAAUAUACAUAGAGAGUUACACGUUUGGCCACACCACCCAAUACUAAAUUCAUGUAAAUCUUUCACAAACGAUGAAGAGCAAAAAUUUCUAAUGAACCGUUUCUUUCAUCAUAUAAAGAUUUUACAAGGUGGCAACAAAUAUCUUGAAGAUCUUCCUAAAAUUGAACCUAGGGACUUCGAGAUUACAAAUCCAUUAUUUUCACUGACAGAGCUUCAUUUAAACAACUAGUAUGCUAAUAAUGGAUUUAUUGAAUGAUCACGCGUUUUAUGGACAUCUUUAUAAAUGAGGUGUAUUCAAAAUUGUUUCAAAAGACCUUUGUAGUCAAAUUCCAUUAUUUUAAAGUAGAUUUGUGUAGUGUUAGAAAAAAUAGUUGACACACAUAUCAUUUGCAAUUUGUGUUUUCAAUUUGUUAUUUAAAACUAUGUAUACCCAAAUAUAAGAAAAUAAGACUUAU